CUUCGGGAACUACGGCCCCUCGAAAAGCCACAUUUACGCCAAUUACUUAACAACUUUAAUGAGCGGGGAAUGGAAAAAGAAAAGGGGGAGGAGCAUGGAAAAAACUGCUACAUCGGGGGAGGAGCCAAAGUAGCCAGCGCGCACUUAAUACUAAUGGCUGUCAUUAUCCUUUAUCCUUUGCCUGUCGCAACAACUGUCUAUCCUAUCCACUAGUGCCCUCUCGCUCCCGCCAUCGUCCGUCUCCCUUCCGCCCGUGUGCGAGCAUUGUGGCUCUUUGUUUGCACGCACAUUUAUUAGGCAAACCAAAGCGCAAACUUCGCGCUGCCGAAAAAAGCCAAGAACUGGGCUAAAACAAAGAAAAAUUAACUUAACUCAAUUUACAAAAACUUUUAUUUCUAUUUUUUUUUUGGCUUGUUUUGUUAGCUGUUGACAAAAGAAGGGAAACGAAACGAAAACGAAAACGAAUUAAGCGCCGAGCAGGGCAAACUUUAAGUAGCUUUGUGCGAGAAAGUAUUAAAAUCACAUUUCAAAUGGCUCCCUGGGAUGAGGAGAUGGAGGAGGAGGAGCUGGAGGUGGCCAGAGAUUCCCUGUGCAGAAGGACAAACUCCGUGUGCCAGGCGGUGCAGCGACAGCAGCUCCAGUGCCAAGUGCAUCGCGUGGAGACCGCCGAUGGCUACCGGCUGAGUCUGCACCGCAUUCCCGCGCCCCCGAGUCGUCGGUGUCCGCAGCAUCUGCGCCCCUACCUCCUGAUGCACGGCCUCCUGGGAUCCGCUGGGGAUUUCGUGUCGGCCGGAAGGGGCAGAUCCCUGGCGCUGGAGCUGCAUGCUCGCUGCUUUGACGUGUGGCUGGGAAACGCCAGGGGCACCACCCAUUCCCGCGGGCAUCGCACGCUGCAGACAAGUGACGCCCGCUUCUGGCAGUUCAGCUGGCACGAGAUUGGCAUCUACGACCUGCCCGCCAUCGUGGACUACGUGCUGGCGCGAACGAAUCGCCGCCAGCUGCACUACGUCGGCCACUCGCAGGGCACCACCGUGCUCCUGGUCCUGCUCUCCCAGCGGCCGGAGUACAAUGCGCGCUUCGCCAAUGCCGCUCUGCUGGCCCCAGUCGCAUUCCUCCAGCACCUGAGCAGUCCGCCGCUGCGGCUGCUGGCCAGCGACAGCUCCAUGGUCACGCUGCUGCUGAACAAACUUGGCCUCCACGAGCUGCUCCCGGCGACGGCGCUGACCCAGGUGGGCGGCCAGUUCUUCUGCACCGCCUCCCGGCCCACCUACGCCCUCUGCACCCUCUUCACCUCCCUCUACGUGGGCUUCAGCGACUAUCCAUUGGAUCGUAACAUCUUGCCACGCAUCCUGGAGACGACGCCGGCGGGCAUCUCGCGGGGCCAGCUGCAGCACUUCGGGCAGCUCAUCAAUAGCGGCAAAUUCCAGCAGUACGACUACCGCUCCCCCCGGCUGAAUACGCUGCGAUAUGGCCAGGCCACGCCCCCCUCCUACCAGCUGGCCAAUGUGCGCCUGCAGCUGCAGAUCUUCCACGGCAGCAGGGACGCGCUGUCCAGCCUGGCGGAUGUGCAACGCCUGGUCAGAGAGCUGCGGAACAGCGUCACGCAGAUGUAUCAGGUGCCGGGCUAUAAUCACAUUGACUUUCUGUUCGCCUCCUCGGCGCCCCAAGUGGUCUUCGAACGCAUUAUUCAACAGGCCUGGCAGCUGGACGUGGCGUUGGCGGCGCUUUAAGGCGGCCAUUCAAUGGAUAUUCAUGGAAAGAAGUGCCAACAAGGGGACUCCUCCGACGGAACAAACGUGCGGACUGACAACGCUGGCCCUUUAUUGAAAUAUUCUUAGCUCGCGUUGAUUUACAUUUAUAUUUUGUAAUACGAAAAACAAUCUGAAUCGAACUACAAAGAAAAACAUGGAUAAACAGA
Drosophila yakuba is the source of this 1918-nucleotide messenger RNA. RefSeq names its product lipase 3. The record is from RefSeq and is a predicted model, not a curated record. Bases 531 to 1730 code for a protein of 399 amino acids. Gene Ontology annotation, molecular function: hydrolase activity, acting on ester bonds. The transcript has 5 exons. NCBI's taxonomy places the organism in Eukaryota, Metazoa, Arthropoda, Insecta, Diptera, Drosophilidae.